GUAGGAAUUCCGUCACCGAGGCGAACUUUCUGGCGUGCCUGACGAUCAUAUGAACAAUCACAUACAUAAGCCAAGUACAAUCUCACCAUUUUCUUAUACCACUCGCCACUUCACCUUCUGCUAACUACUACACUCUGGACACUGUCGAGUAGAUCAGUGCUUUGACGGCGGAUACACAAGCCUCAGUCGAUAUGGACGGCCCAGCAAGUGGUCUCGUGCCACCCCACACUUUCAUCGAGAACGAGGGCUACGUGCCCGAUGGCCAGACACAACGCAAGUACAUGCCGGGUAGCGCACAUGACGAAGAUGCGGCGUAUGGGCAGGAUGAAGAAUACGACGAUCUAUUCGACGCUUCGGAGGACGAUGUCUCGGAUACGGAUUUACAGGCGGCGAAUCCGGCCGACUACACUAAAGCCUACAAUCGACAGCGACGAUUGAACGACACCUCGAUACCCGAAUCGCAGAAACCACGAGCCAACCCUCAAUUAAACACGCAAGCAGCGAUCGACGAUCAAAUCAGAAGCCUUUCGAAGCACACGGCCAAGCUGCGACUAUCAGAUCUUGAGGCAGGGCUGGCUGGCAAGGGCCAUGGCGGCGCGGAGAAGAGCGAUCGGGCGACGACCGAGCAAGUCUUGGAUCCGCGAACAAAGAUGAUCCUGCUUCAGCUGUUGAACCGGAACAUCGUGUCCGAGAUGAGCGGCGUGAUCUCGACUGGCAAGGAAGCGAACGUCUACCAUGCCAUUACCGCACCGCAAGAAGUCGACGGUAAGGCCGCUAUCCCGCCCCUGCAUCGAGCUAUCAAAGUGUACAAGACGAGCAUUCUUGUCUUCAAAGACAGGGAUAAGUACGUGACUGGCGAAUUCAGAUUCAAGCAAGGCUACAACAAGAGUUCCAACCGCGCCAUGGUGAAGAUGUGGGCGGAGAAGGAGUUUCGCAAUCUGAAGCGGAUCCAUGGAGCAGGCAUCCCGUGCCCAGAGCCGAUAUACCUCAAGGCACAUGUGCUUGUCAUGGGCUUCGUGGGUAACAGCAAAGGUUGGCCUGCGCCGCGGUUACGAGACUUCGAUUUUGAACCGACAAGCACCGCAUCGGACGAAGAUGUUUCACGGAAGUGGCGAGACCUAUAUAUCCAGCUACUUGGCUAUAUGCGGAAGAUGUACCAAGUUUGCCGACUUGUGCACGCCGAUUUGUCGGAGUACAAUCUGCUCUACCACGACAAUCAGAUCUAUGUCAUCGACGUCAGUCAAAGCGUCGAGCACGACCAUCCGCGAUCACUGGAGUUUCUGCGCAUGGACAUCAAGAAUGUGUCGGACUUCUUCAAGCGUAAGGGUGUCGAUACACUUUCGCAGCGAGCUGUCUUUGGCUUCGUCACGGUGUCGGAGGGAUCAACUGAGGAGGCCGGCAUGAGGGAGAUGCUAGAAAGAAUGCAUGAGACGCAAGCGGAAGACGGUGAUCAGGCGGACGAAGUAGAUGACGAAGUGUUUCGGCAGCGGUACAUUCCGCAGACGCUCGAGCAAGUGUAUGAUAUUGAGCGCGACGCGGAGACGCUGUAUUCAGGCGCCGGCGAGCAGCUGGUCUACAAGGACUUACUGGCCGACACAGUCGCUGCUGGCGGUCCCGUUCAGGCACCUUCGACUACAAGCGCGGGAGCAGAGGAGGUGCCAGUCAUCAAGAAUAGCGAGGAGGACGAUGUUGAUGAUGACGAUGAGGAGGAGAGCGAGGACGAGUUCGACGACGACGGCGAGAAGCGGCCAAGAGGCAAGCGCUUCGAAGACAAGGACACCAAGCGCCUGCACAAACAGCAAGUCAAGGAGGAGAAGCGCGAGAAGAGGAAAGAGAAAAUGCCGAAGCACGUGAAGAAGAAGCUGGUCAGUCAAGGUUCCCGCGGUAAGAAGUAGCAGUUCGACAAUGCACUCAGCAUCCACCAACAACCGGUGUGGCACUGUGCAUGGAGCAUCGCCCGUGUUCUCACAUGGACGAAUCUUCCUAGACCAACGAGUCCGGGGAUCGCUGCCGUUCGCGGGCCUAAGCAGUUGUACUACGUGUUAGUCGCACCGAAGCCUGGCGAGUCCGAUGCCACUUAUGCAUCAAAUCAGCGAGCGCAAUGAG
Messenger RNA from Baudoinia panamericana UAMH 10762, 2106 nucleotides. RefSeq lists its product as uncharacterized. Bases 192 to 1895 code for a protein of 567 amino acids. Gene Ontology annotation, biological process: maturation of SSU-rRNA. The transcript has 2 exons. Lineage: Eukaryota; Fungi; Ascomycota; Dothideomycetes; Mycosphaerellales; Teratosphaeriaceae. Gene Ontology annotation, molecular function: ATP binding; protein serine/threonine kinase activity. The record is from RefSeq and is a predicted model, not a curated record. Gene Ontology annotation, cellular component: preribosome, small subunit precursor; cytosol.